This is a messenger RNA of Camelina sativa (false flax), 494 nucleotides long. The record is from RefSeq and is a predicted model, not a curated record. Lineage: Eukaryota; Viridiplantae; Streptophyta; Magnoliopsida; Brassicales; Brassicaceae.
AUGUUUUCAUGGAAUAACAAAAGCGAUACAAUCCUACGAUCCGACUCUCCGACCAAAACAAUAACAGAAAAAGAAAAAUAUUUGUCGGCAAUUUCUAGAAACUUCUUCGACCACAUCUUCAUCAUCAAAUCCAAUAGAACCAUCAAACGACAUCCAAGUUCAUCAAGAAUUUACCGAAUCCAGUCAGUACAACACUUUGUGUGUUAUUCUAUUCUCGGGUUCUUGCAAAGAAUCAAUGGAUACAAAGUCAGAUCGAUAGCUCACGAUCCACAACAAAAGCAAGGCUCACCAUCGUUGAUCAAGAUUAACAAUGAAGUCAACAGCACCAAUAUGUAUUGGCGUAAAUCACAAUAUGAAGCAAAGAAAGAGAAGCAUAUGCCAUUUUAUACAAAUAGAGAUUCUCAAGUUUUUUACACGAAUUUGCUAGUCUGAUCUCUGUGAAUGAAGAUAUGAAACAUCAUUAAGAGAUAGAAGAAAAAAGGUAACUUUUACAG